AUGGCUUUACCUUUUCUGCCCGGGAAUUCUCCCGAUAAACAACUGAGGAAGGGGACAUUUCACAAAUCCCAGCAUUUUGACUAUUCAAAUGGAGUUCCUAUGUUAGUGGGAUCUGCGAAGCCAGGCAUUGGAGGAGAGCUGUUAGUUGGCCAGAAGAUUAAACCCAAAUAUUCUGUUUACCCCAAGGGAGAGGGCAGUCAUUUCCCAUCAUGGGUGGCCUUUGACAAACAGGCGCUGUGUUUUGAAGCAUACUUUCAGGAAGCUGUGCAUGAGGCACAAGAUGAGACCUACAGAAUCAGGAAGUGUAAGAUCUACUUCUACCUGGAAGAUGACACCAUGCAAGUGGUGGAGCCAGAGUACAAGAACAGUGGCAUCCCUCAAGGAACACUUAUUCGUCGCCAACGUAUCCCACUGCCUCCCCCAAAUGACGACCAGUUCUACAAUGUUUUCCAUUUCAACAUCAACCAACAGAUGGUGCUGCACUCACGCACAUUCACGUUGACCAACUGUGACUCUUUCACAAGGAAUUUUCUCACUAAAUGUGGGGUACACCUAAAUGACUGUGCCCCCGUGCCUGAUGACCCCUACAGCAACCUUCGGGAACAGAUUGAGAAAAGUAUGCAGCCACUUCGGCCAUACGAGAGGCACGACACACUGAAGCAGUUCCUUGACCAUGAUCGCAAAGUCCUGUGUUUCUACUGUUUCUGGGACGACACACAGAGCAUGUUCGGGGACCUCCGGGAGCUCAUCCUUCACUACUUCCUGGCUGAUGACACCAUAGAAAUUCUGGAGGUUAUCACACCAAACUCCGGGAGAGAUAGCGUGUCCAAAUUCCUAUGUCGCAGCAAACUACCUAAAUAUGCUCCAGCCCAGAUGAAGCAGCCUGGAGAGGUCACAGACCGCACAGUGCUCAAUGUGUUUCCCUCCAGGAAUCAGGGAAAAUGCUACAUACUGGACAGCCUCAAAACAGGAGCUGUCCAUGAGGAGUUUUAUAAGGACUGUGAUCUGACUGUGGGUGGGGAGGUGAACGUGUGGGGCAGGAGAGUGAUCAUCGCUGACUGUGAUGACUUCACCAAAGACUACUACCGCUCCAGAUACGGCAUAAAGAAUUUCACCCCAGUAAUGUACAAAGCUCCACCAGCCCCUAAGCCCUUGAGGCCUGUGCCCCCCUACAAUGGCUUUGGCUCAGAGGAGGAUUCACUAAGCUCCUGCCUGGGCCUGCUGCCCAAGCCCCCGCAGAAAGAUUUCUGCAAAUUUAUGGAGAAAGACAGAUGUGGCCUAGACAGUAAUGUGCUGAAAUUCCAUGCCAAGAUGGUGACCACCGAUCAAGUUGACAGAGACAGGAUAUUCAUCAUCUCUUUUUACCUCUGUGAUGACUCCAUCAGUGUGUUUGAACGUCCUCAGAGGAACUCAGGUGUGCUUGGUGGUAAGUUUCUGGCGCGUGGUCGUGUAAAGAAGCCAGGCCAGGAGCUGUUUAAGAGCGAGCUGUCAGAGCACUUCACAGCUCACGAUCUGUACAUUGGAGCUACCCUGUGCCUCCACAAAAACCACUUCCAACUUCUAGAUACUGAUGAAUAUACCUUCAACUACAUGGAGCAACAUUCUGAGGAGUUCCCCAAAGCCAACGUGGGAAACAUCAUCAGCAAACUACGUUCCAUUCCUGAGGAGAAACAGAGUGAGAUCAGGAAGUUUCUGGCUCUCAAUGACCCCAACACUGGCUUCAUCCCCUAUGAGUCGUUCAGGGGCCUGCUGAUGGGCCUGGACUGCGGCCUGUCGGAUCAUGAGGUACUGGUGCUGGCUCGAUGUUUCUCAGAGCGUGAGCAGCCUGCGGUGGAUGUGCGCCUGAUGCUGGCUGUGGCACAGGACUUCCUCAAGAAGAAGCACUUUGAAGAGCUACCCGAAAUGGCCAGAGCCUUCACACACCAGGACCGACAAAAAACCGGCCAUCUCUCCACCGCAGAGACAAGGACCAUCUGUAAGGCCUUCCAGCUUCCUUUGCCUGAGAACCUGCUGGCAGGACUGCUCAGCAAGUUUGCAGAUGGGGACCAGAUUGACUACUCUGCCUUCCUGGCUGGCAUUAACUGGGCAGAGCACCGUACUCCCCCAGUCAUGCCUGAAGACACCUUAAGGUUUGAUGUGAAUGCAAGGUUUGGUGCCAGUGGGGUUACUGUGAAAAACGUCAACUAUUCUGCCUUUCUGGGGGAUGUAUUCAGCAUUCCCUUCAACAAGAGUGACCCAACAACUGCCACCUCAACAUAG
Chelmon rostratus (copperband butterflyfish) is the source of this 2259-nucleotide messenger RNA. It is a transcript of the gene efhc2, whose product is annotated as EF-hand domain (C-terminal) containing 2. The coding region runs from base 1 to 2259 and encodes 752 amino acids. Gene Ontology annotation, cellular component: microtubule. The record is from RefSeq and is a predicted model, not a curated record. The transcript has 15 exons. Lineage: Eukaryota; Metazoa; Chordata; Actinopteri; Chaetodontiformes; Chaetodontidae. Gene Ontology annotation, biological process: regulation of neuron projection development.